Xiphias gladius (swordfish) is the source of this 1625-nucleotide messenger RNA. RefSeq names its product cerebellin 18 (gene cbln18). The record is from RefSeq and is a predicted model, not a curated record. The coding region runs from base 322 to 1059 and encodes 245 amino acids. Gene Ontology annotation, molecular function: protein binding. The transcript is spliced from 8 exons. NCBI's taxonomy places the organism in Eukaryota, Metazoa, Chordata, Actinopteri, Istiophoriformes, Xiphiidae.
UAAAUAUGUAGACCUCAACAAACCUCCAGAAACAGAAAACCUCCAGUACUCCUACGAAGACUCUACGAAGGGACACACUUGGAUGCCUUGGUGGAGGCAACUGGACUGUGAAUAUUUGGCUGUGAAACUUGCGUGUGUGUGUGUGUGGUGUGUAUGAGGCGGAGCUUCUGUCGUCCAUCUCCUGGAGGGGAGGAUCACCUGUAGUGCAUCAAUAAGAAGCUAAAAACCAUCGACUGCUCAAAAACUCUUACACUCAGUUUCACAAACUCAGAAGAACUUGACACAGUCUUUCAGAGCAAGGAGAGGGAGGAAUAAAAAACAAUGGUUGUAAUACCAGCUUUGUUCCUGUUGGGGUCACUGUUUCUCUGUGGUCCUGUGGAGGCCCAAUCCUCCACCAAUGAAAUACUGAAACAGGCUGCACUCCAAUGGAAGGGAACUCUGACCUGUGACAAGUGGGACUGCAAUUGUACUUUCUAUCGCCAGCGUGGCUGCUGCUGUGCAGCCAACGACUUAUACCAAGUAGAAGAGGAUACCUUCGUUAGGAUUGAAUAUUUGUGGCACGAUAUCAGCACACUGAAUAGCAGAGUAAAGGCACUCACAGCUGGCGCAAAGGUUGCCUUCCAAGCCACCAUAGACCCAAAUAUUGCCAUUGCAAUUCCUGGAUCUACUGAACUUUGCUUUGGUCCUUUCAAUACUAAUGUGCCAGUCCCCUAUGCCUCCAUCACUCUUAACGAUGGCAGGGGAUAUAACCCUUCCUUGGGUGUCUUCACUGCCCCUCGUGCUGGCGUUUAUGUCUUUUCCUUCACAGUCUACUCAUCUGUGAAACAAUAUGGGCGCCUCUACCACAAAGUCCAGUUGAUUUGGAAUGGGAGGCCAACGGCCAGUGUGUGGGAGAACAAUCGAGAGGAUGGUGAAGACAGUGCCAGUCAGGUUGUGGUACUGGAGUUGCAGAGAGGUGAUCAGGUCUACGUGGAGCUAAUAUCUGGGAGGAAGCUCUGUAAAUACCUGGAGUACAAUAUCUUUACUGGUUACAUAUUGUACCCUUUCAAUGAUGAGUAAUUAACCAGAUGGAGAUCCAGGCUACUUAACCUUUCUCAUUCCAGGAACUUCAAUGAAUUCAUUUUUGCUUGCUCAGCUGAGAUCAACAAACUAGUGGUCUUCUUUGCAUGUUGACCCACCAGAUUUGGGUGUGUGACGUCUACAGUAGAUAUAAACAAGAUAAGUCAGACAAACAUGGACUCAUCCAUGUGUAUGCAGGAAUAUAUGAUACAGAGAGCCACGUGUUUGGAAAUCAUUAAAAAAUUAUAUGCUUGUGAAUAAACUACCACAACUGAAAUGAUGGUCUAUGUACAGAGGAAGUGUGAAAUUGAUUUGAUUUUGGUGAGUUAUUUUCAAUGAGGAUAUUUUUUUCAGCCCGCUUGCCACGCACACACAUAAGCAUUGUCCAUGAUUGGAAAUAGGUAGCAGUCAGAAGCUUUGAUAUAAUUCGGAAAUGAUAAUAGUGGAUUGUAACGCUGCUGCUGCUGCUAACAUUUGGCCUAUGACAGUAUUGUAUAACACUGUAAACAAGUGCCUUUCAUGGAAGCUCAUGACAAAUGAAUAUAAACCACUGCCAGAUUAAGUAA